AUGAAUAAGGUAGAAAACAUGGAGAAAGAACUAGGCAAGAGGCGUCGCAGUGCGAUUGAGUGGGAACUCGAUAGGCCAAAGAUAACAUUGCUCCCCUGAUAAGCGUCGUUUUUAAGCUUUUACCGCGUCGUUUAACAGCGACUUUUUCGAACGAUAAAGCAUGUGGUAAAGUUUAUCAAUUCAAACUUGUUAAUCGCGGGUCAUUUUUCUUAAUUUUGUUGAAUUUCUUGCUUUAUUUAAAUCUUCAUCUAGUGGAUCAACAAAUAAGAUUAAACCUCAACCCUUCUGUGAUGUUGUUUUUUCAAGAAAUGAACAACUAUAAUUAUGUGAAAAAAGUUGAUAAAUGAUGGGUACAUUUAUUUUUCUAGUAUCUCUAUUUUACAUGAAAUUUUUUUCCAAUAUUCAAUUUUUUUGAAGGUUGCCAUCAAAAACGACGUCGAUGUUUUUUACUUCGCCACAGUUGUCCCAUUGCUCGUCUACUUCCACGAGAGCGGACAGGUUUUUCAUCGAAUAUCCAUGGAAAUUCCAAUUUGAACUAGAUGGAAAAACGCGUGUUCCUCCAGUUGUGGAAGGAGAUCCCGGAACAGAACGAACAGCAGUUCACCCUGCAGAAUCCUCAUGGACUUGAUGCCGGUAAGCUCCCAGAUAUUGGUAGAAGUAAAACUUCAGUAAAUAAAUUAGUAUAAGUUUUUUUUGUUAUAUGCUCUCAACUUAUCUUUUUAAACAUUUUUUUACUUUUUUUGAAAUACUUUUUUUCUAUUGUUGAGUUUCUCUAGAGUUAUCUGUUUUUUAGUCUGAUGAAGAUAAGAGGCCAAAAAAAAGCAUCGCUCGAUUCUCACAUCUGAAGUUUUACAGACGCGAUCUGCACCAAGCUGCAGCAGAACAACGUGUUCACGGUGGCUCGACGAAAUGUUGAUGAUCAACAACUCCUGUACCACAGCGUCAAGUACACCAACAACAUCUACGUUCUCUCCGAGUUGAAAGUCAACCUCAAUUCGCAAUCUGUCACGGUAAGCGUCACAAACGCCUUUCGUGAACUAAUUUUUCGAAUAUUUUUUCCAACCAAUCCACGAUUUCGCAUAUAAUCUACCGUAUCAGAAAGUUCAUAGAAAAUUCUCAUUCCGCCACACGAAUCAGAGCGGUGCUAUGGGCCAGCCGGGCUGGCCGUAGUGUUACAACGCGGCCUCAAAGCGGUCCAAAAUUGGCCACUUUUCAUAAAUAUUUAUUGGUUGUUUUAGUUAGAUGGAAUUGACUAGGUGGUGAAAAAAUUGCUCUUUUGAGGGGUACUAACACCGCCUUUGGCGAAAAAAAAAAGCCAAAACGUGUAGUUGAUUGAAUUGAAAGCAUGGUCUUACGGUCCUUCGCCUGGUUCUUCCACAAGUAGAUCCCUCAGUUCCGCGGGUACGGGCACGGACGCCGUGUACACUCUAGGGCAGUCUCGGCCGAUUGAGAGAGCUGUCGAGUGAAGAAAAUAGACGAAAUUUUCGAACAUUUUGUCCCGAAAUUUUCAGAGAGUGUGUAAAUAGGGGAGUGAGUGAUUGAAAAUGUGUUACUCAGGAAAAUAAGGUAAUGUAAAUUGUGAAGUGAGAUAGAAAAAGUUCGCGAUUGCGACGACUGUGGGCCGAUUUUCGGCCAUCAACCUCGGCCCAACGCACAGCUCUGACACGAAUGAACGUGGUCUUUUUUUCAUAGACAGUUUAUCAGAAAUAAAUUUUAAAAAACCUGUGGAGGAGAGACAUGUUCUGGAAUUUUAAGGGAACUGGACUAGUGAUAAACAAAAAAAACUACAUUUUUUUCAUUGAUCAUCAGUAGAGGAAAAAGGCUUCCCUGAAUGAAAGUUUUCAGUUGAAUAUUUUUUUUGUCGUUGAGAAACGAGUCCAGUUUAAUCAAAAACUGAUAAACUGCAGCUCUCACUGAAAUCGAGCCACGUGACGGCGAUCGCCAACAUGAACGAGAUGUUCCAACUCAUCAUCAGCAACUGA
Molecule: messenger RNA, 1982 nt
Organism: Caenorhabditis auriculariae
Lineage: Eukaryota; Metazoa; Nematoda; Chromadorea; Rhabditida; Rhabditidae
Source: the annotation of a GenBank genome assembly